UUCGGACUCUCACAGUUCUGCCGAAGUUUUCGCGAAAUUCCUCACUUUCCUCUGUUCUCUGGUUCCCCGGGGAAAAAUGAGAGUGCUGAAGAAGAGCGACGGCGGCCCCGCCUCUGGCCGGCGACCAGGAGGUAUCAUAGCCGGAGGAAGUCCGGCAGGUUUGGAAUUUCUGGCGGAUAUCGCCGCUGCGGUCAGUGAUUGCGAGGAGUUGUGCGGGUGCGGACACUCCGACCCUCGCAUUUGUUUCUUGACGGUCAAGAAACGUAAGUCUCUGUUUCUCCAAACCCACCAUUCCCUCCUCCAGCGAAACCCUAGCAACCCUCCGAUCAAUCACCGGCCAAACACCGAGCAUUCUCUUCUCCUCCCCCAAAACCAUAGAAACCCUCCGAUCAAGAUCGUGAUCAAGCACAAACCACUUCCUGAACAACAACAUUCCGCCGUCAAAGUCUCCGUCUUUCCUCCUUCCCCUGCCGUCGUUGCCCCUGUUUCACUUCCACAGCAGCCACUGCCCGCCGCGAUUCCUCCAUCCACCGUCUCCCCAGCUGCGGAAACUCGUCGAAUUCCGGUGGGUUUCGCUGCUCCGCUUCUGAAUCCACGGCAGGUAGAAGAAUUUCCCCUGAGCCUAAAAGCUAGGGUUUCCGCGACCGUCGGCGGGGAAGGAGUCUGUUCCUUGGCGAGCAAGUUUUCUCUGGUGAUUCGGAAGAAACUAAGGGACACUGAUCUCAGGCUCAACCACAACCGUCUUUCAAUUCCCGGGAGGCAGAUAUCAACCGGGUUUCUCGAAUUUCUAACGGACGAAGAAAGACGGGAGCUGAAGAUUGGCGGGAAGAUCAAGCUGGCGUUUUUCUUGGACCCGGAUUUCCAAAUCGCUGCAUCAUCAUCAUCAUCUCCUUCCGCCGAAGGAUGCAAACUGGGGAGGUGGAAAAUGAACUCGAGCGAAGUCUACAUUGUAAACGGCGGCGGGUGGAAAUGGCUGCUGAGGAAGAAUCAGCGGAAACUGUUGAAUUUGAGUCCGGGAGAUGAGAUGGAGUUGUGGAGCUUCAGAACUGUAAACUCAGGGGAGCUCUGUUUCGCAUUCAUCGCCGCCGAGACAAGAAGAAGAAGAGCUGCCGAGAAGGAAAUUAGGGAAAGUGGAAAUUCUGAUUGUGAUGAGAAGCCGGUAGAGCAAGAAUCUGCCGUGGCAGCCAUGGGAAGGACUGAGUAUGGAAGCAGUAAAAUGGAUAGCAGCAGCAAUAGCAGCACUCUCACUCAUCAAGAACAAGAAGAACAACGACAACACCUUGUUCUUGAUCUGUCACUUAGAAUGUAGUUCUCUGAUUAACAAGAAAACUUUGGGGAAUUGCUUCUGUAUAUAUAUAUAUAUUCUCAAUCAUUUGACAGGAUGACGAAGAAAUGGAAGACUUUUGUUUAUCUAAGAGAUCAGUCAGUCUCUGUUUGGAUUACUUUGUCAUUCUUUUCCAGUAGUUGCAUCUUUAACCCCUGUUGUUAGAUUAUAUAACGCAGAAAAUCUGCUAUUUCAACAACUCGAGUUGUGAAAAUCAUUUAGUUCACAACAUAAUAUACAAAAUUUAUCAUAUGUUCGAAUCCAAAAGAUUUCAAGUGAGUUGAUUUUCUUCUUCUUCUCUUCCAUUAUGUUUUUUCCAAGUUGGUCUCUGUUUUUCCUUCUCCCCUGACCCCUUUCUUUUGGCGUCUAGCUGGAUUUUCCUUAAACAAGUCUUCGUCGCCAUGGCCAUCUGGCCAUCCAGCACAUGCCCAACCUAAGCUACAAUACAAAUGUGUUUCAAAAGCUAGCUAUAGAAAUGACAGGAGGCCAUAAGGUCACAGGUCAUAUAGCCUGGUGGUAAGGGAGGCGGACUUGCGAUCGAGAGGUUCCAGGUUCGAUCUUCAUCGCCUUUAUGGUGUUUCCGGAGGCACCCCACACAUAAACUAUUUGCUCUAUUGUAAGCUAGUCGCUAGCCAGAGAGAUUCUCGAAAGUGAGGAGAAAUGGAGAAAAGAGAGAUCUCUAGAACGGUGUUUGCAAAAAUGCUCUUAUCCUACCAGCCACCCGACCCAAAAAUAGUCUAUCGAAAUACCUUAUCACCGACUCUUCCGAUACAAUAAUUCGACUUUUGUAUAACUUCUAAGUUAUAGAAUGAUCAGUAACAUGCUGUUCGUGGCCCUUACCCAGUAGUGCUGCAUUAAUCUUCUGGCUGGCUGGCUGGCUAGCUCCUCCAUUAUUGCCUCCUGUAGUGCUUCAAUUAUAUGCCACCCUCCAACUUGCCACAAUCAUCCAUUGAUUAAGUAAACAAAUAUCAUCGUACUUAGUACAUUAUAAUGAAAUAAUUCUGUUAUA
Molecule: messenger RNA, 2333 nt
Organism: Linum trigynum
Lineage: Eukaryota; Viridiplantae; Streptophyta; Magnoliopsida; Malpighiales; Linaceae
Source: the annotation of a GenBank genome assembly